UUGCAUUAUGUGACCAUGGGGCGUAUGGUAUCACUGCCGUUUGCCGGAUUCAAGAUUCAACAUGUAGCAGCGCAUUUAAAUUGCCAGUUCUAUCAAACAUCAACGAUGGUAGAUUUUAACGAUGGAGUGGACGGGAAGCUGGUCUUUAGAAUGCGAAAGGUCAAUCCCGAGCAAUUUCACACGCUCGUAAAAAUGCACCUGUCCUUUGAACUGGAUCUUAACACGGAAGAUAGCGAUGGUACUACCGAAAAGGCAAGAUUGAAGAAAUGGGGUCUUCUAAGCUUUACCAAGAAAUCGAAAUCUUCGGUUAAUCUAGAAAAGGGUACGGAAAGUGUUAUGUUAUCUGAGAACGGUAUAAAUCACUUGACACAACUGAUAGAUUAUCUGUCUAAGGAACAAAAUAUCAUACAAGAAGGAAUAUUUCGACGUACUGGCAAGUUAACGAGACAGCAGGACUUGAAAACAGCUAUGUCGCAAGGUGUAUUUUUGGAUCUCGAUGAUGGUAGAUUUAGCGUACACGAUUGUGCCUCUGUGUUAAAAGGGUUCCUGGCAGAACUGUCUGAACCGCUGCUGACUGACCUGCAUUAUCCUGCUCAUUGCCAGAUUGCAGAAUUGUGCAGCCUAGAUGCAAAGACAAACGAUACGAGAUUACUGAGCUCUUUACAGUUGCUGUUACUGCUUUUGCCACCUCCUAACAGAAUUCUACUGAAAGCUAUUCUUACCUUGUUGAAUAAGACUGCGAGUUAUGAGCACAGUAACAAAAUGAACAGCGAUACGUUAGCCACUCUCUUCACACCGCACUUGUUAUGCCCACGAAAACUGUCACCUGAAGCCUUGCACAUCAACUCUCAGAAUUUGUCGUGUCUAGUCGCAUUUAUGAUUAGGAAAGGUACAGAAUUAUUCGAGAUUCCACCGAAAUUGGCUACGGAUAUAAGAGCAUACUGGGUGGAACAAGAAAGAAAAUUGCUGAGCCCUCAGAAGACUGAUCUGAACGAGUCGGUACCUGACGCAACUAGUACAGCCCACACUGUGUUCAGUUUUGUCGAUCGUAAAUUAACAGCGAAGGCUAAUUCCACGCAGGACACGCAGGCGGCCUUGGCGCAGUUAUACGCUCAUAUACAAGCCAUGCCGGAAUCUGCCAAAAAGCGGCGCCUCGUAAAACAGUUUAAUAAGGAGAAUGGACAAGGUACACCUAGGCAUGUAAAGAACUGCAAGACCAAGAGUAUUGGGGAUUCCAUCAAGAAACAUAUCUUUCAAAAGAAAAUCUUGGGCCACAAAAAAUUCAUUGAUAUUAAUAUUGGAUGCAAUAUCACUAGAUCGAGCAGCGAAGAAAAUAUAUUGUCGAUGAAACUAGAAGACUCGUUCCUUCCGGCAAGAGGGGUUCUUAGCAAAUCAAACGACGAACUUAGCACGGAAAACUGUGAUACUACUAGUAACGAUCUUUUACAUGCAAAACACACAAGUAGUAUAGAUAGCAUUAAGAAUGAGACUUUGACAAAUUGUAAAAUGAAGAAGAAACCAUCGAUCAAUGAAUCUACAAACAUGAGACAAGAAUUAGAUGGAAGUAGUACGCAGCACGAUACAAAAAAGGGUUCGAUCGAGCUCAGUUUAAGUACAAGUUUUCAAGAAAUUAACGUAAUAACUAACGAGGAUAGUCAAUCUGACACUAGCAAAUUAACGCGACCACUCAGCGAGCCACCUGACUUAGAAAUGUAUUCUACUCAUAGUCUAACUCACUGUGACAAUUUAACGAAUGACGGUAAAUUGAUGCGACGAAACUCGGAAUCUAUCCUCCCAUCUGUUGCAACACUAAAUGUACAAAACUCUUCUUUAAAAACUUUUACCUCAAAUGUAAAAUCAUCCGAGGCCCCUUUGAAUGUUGAAUUGCAUGCUGAAAAUGCAUGUACAUUUAAUUUACAAUCUCCAAGGGUAAAAAACAGAUUUAGAAAUGUGUACGCUGUUCAUACGUCGACGCCAUCGAGUUUAUUACGACGAAGCCUGGCAACUAACGAUUAUAUCUUGACUCCUAUUACUAACAAUGACCGAAGCAUGAGUCCAAUUACGCAAAGCGCGACAAAAAUGACGAAAGCUAUGCAGGAAACUAUGAUGACUCCGCGGUCCAGGAAGCCAGUAAUGAUCGUUUCAACUUCGAACUUAUGCAAUCUCGUCACUGGCAACAACAGCUGUGAUUUACGUGGAUCAAAUCUGGACAUGGUUAGUGCAAUAAAUAAUUGCGCUUCCAUUUUAGAAGAAUCCCAGACAUACAACAGUAUGGACAAUGUGCAAACUCAAGAGAACACAAAAGAUGUCGAAACUACAGAAAAUAAUGGAUUAGAUACGUUCAAGAAACACAGCUGUGUACAAACUAUUGCAAACUGUUGUGCCUGUACGCAAAAAAGUUCGAUGUCCAUCACGAGCACAUUUAGGGAGUAUCUGUUGUCGCGAAGCGUCUUAACCGCCAGCCCCGUCGAUCUCAGUUUUACGUCGCGGACGGGAGACUUCGAGCCAUCGGAAUCCGAUUUGAACAUAUUGAAUGACGAUACGCUGUCUGAUAGUCUAUUAUGCUGUCUGGACGGUAAUCAACCAGAAUCUGACACUUCCGGCAUAGCAUCCGGCAGUACAAACAGUGCGAAUAAUUCCACUGAGAAAACAGAGGAAUCAUCUUCUCCACGAAAACGAGGGACCAGCUUACAACGAAACGAUUCAAAAAAAUCAGCGAAAGAAAAUGUGAUCAAGAGCACAAGAAGCGACGAGUGCAAAUAUAAACGAGACGAAUCAAUAUUAAAUCCAGCAAAAAUGCAAGAUAGCUUUCAAGAAACAUCGUUUUAGCUAUCUAUAUAAAGUUAUUUAGUUACUAGUAUUAAUAUAUCGUUAAGUAUAAGUAGAAUUCUUUACUUUAUAUACUUUAAGCAAAACUGCCACAUUAAUUUAAGUUGACCGGUAUGAGUUUUUAUACAGUAUGUCUCACGUAAUUGGGCAGAAAUAGGAUAUCUUUAAAACGAUUGGAGAUAGACAAAAAUUAAAAGCAAAAUCAAGUGAUUUUAAUUGAUUCACAUUUCUGUGCUACCUUCAUGCAUUUUUGUGAUAAGUGCAUUACAAGUACGCUUUUUUUAAAUGAAAUCCCACAUUUUUAAGUGCACUAAUUUAUACAAUUUUUUCUCCUUUGCAAAAAACAGCUAGUUACUUUAUAAUUAUUUUAACUGAUUUCAAAGAUACCUAUUGGAUGUUAGAUAUUACGAUAUUUUUUGCUUUCUAAGUUUUUUGUAAGAGGAAAAACAGUGUCGAUAAGUACGUUUAAAAUGUGGGGUUCUAUGUAAAAAAAAAGAGCGCAACUGUAUUUCGUAACUUGUGUAUGAAAAUGUAUGAAAAUAACAGAGAACUGUGAAGCAUUUAAAAUCAUUUAAAUUUUUUUCUGAAUUUUUUUCUAUCUCCAACUAUUUUGAAAGAUGAACAGAAUUCCAGUUAUAUGAGAUAUCCUAUAUAUAAUUUCAUCUCGAAUUUAUGACUGAUUAUUCAACAACUGGAUUAUUUAUUCCAUUUUAUGUGGAAAUUAAAUUGUUACUAACUGUGCAUAUGAUGCAAGAUGUUUAAAAGAACUUUCAUUUUUCUUUCAUGACAUAUAUAAACUUAAUAAAGAGAUGUUUCUAAAAGCUAUGUAUUACUAUGAAAUGCAACAACAUAUUUUUGUACUUCAUUUUGUAAUCGUUAAAUUGCAUAAUACAUAACAAUACGCUUUGAUAUCAAGUGUAAUUACUAUCUCUAUGUAUCUCAAAUAAAUUUGCGAUGCAGAGUUUUGAAUAUUUACAAGUAAAAUCGAAUAUGAGAAAUAAUUUGCAUAAUACAACUUUUAAUCGAUGGUUAUAUAAGUUAAAAAUUUUGAAAGAUUAUAUUCAAGGUUAAUCUGUAUUAAUCUAUAUCUAUAUACUAAAUAUGAAGCCGUGUAAAUCCAACAAUGUAUUAUCUUUUUAUUUUUAAAUACAUAUAAUAAUGAUAGAUUUUCAGAUAUA
Molecule: messenger RNA, 4007 nt
Organism: Solenopsis invicta (red fire ant)
Lineage: Eukaryota; Metazoa; Arthropoda; Insecta; Hymenoptera; Formicidae
Product: rho GTPase-activating protein 19
Exons: 7
Coding region: 16-2829 (937 amino acids)
Biological process (GO): regulation of small GTPase mediated signal transduction; signal transduction
Cellular component (GO): cytoplasm
Molecular function (GO): GTPase activator activity
Source: RefSeq, a predicted model, not a curated record